CUAUCGGUAAUAUAUACAAAUAAACUCACCAUGCGCAAAGCGCAGGUCUUAUCCUAGUUAAUUUGUUAAUCAAGGAUUUAAAAUAUUAUCAUACUUUAAGAAACUAUAAGAAGAUUAUCUAAUAUACAAUUACAAAAUCUUCCAUUUUAUUGUAAUUCACGAUACGGCACAAAAGUAUACAUAUCCCCAAGAUCUUGGUUUCUUUUGCCUCCUCUUUUCCUAUGUAUACACUCAUAAGCAUAUUAAUUAGAAUCACAUCAGUUCUAAUGUUUGAAUCACUCAUCUAAGAGAUACGCAUGGUGAGUUGUUGAGAUCUCCCAAAUAUUCGUUUGAUAUCUUUAGUUAUACCAUUAUUGGUGAUUAAAUUAAUUUAUUAUCAACUUUGGGAUGCCGUCCAACAAAAUCAUGAUCAUGAAAUCAGAUUGUGUUCCAAUAAAGAUUGUCUCAUGACGUUUAAUUUAAGAACAAUGGGGUAUAUAUUAAGAAUUUAUAAUACUGAAAGCCGAUAUUAUUUCCAACCAGUAUACAAAGCAUUAACAACAAUCGAAAAAUACAAUUAAAAUUCGAUCUUAUAUCAUUUAGAAUACAAAUUACAUUAAUCGAAGAGCUUUGAUGGUAUUUAUAUAUUAAUAUUAAUUUAAGAACUUAAAACAUACUACUGUCUUUAACAUUUCAAAAAAGAAUUAAUAUAAUAAGAAACCAAUCAAAUGAAAAAAAAAUAUUUUUUCCAAUUGGCUAAUUUGAUCUAGAACUAUGUUUGUACACGUACGGAUCUAGUGGUGAACUAAAUAAUUAAGAGCAAGAGCCAAGACAGCCUACCUCAUAGUGUAACAUCGUUUUUAGCUUUGUACCUAUAAGUGUUGACCAAAAUUUUGUGUGUGUGUGUCCGUGUGGAAGUUAAUUUAGCCCCAUAAUCGUAUGAUACUGAUUUGUAGCCAAACGUAUCCUCAUGUACGUCCAUGUACUUCUCCAUCAGCAGGUGUCAUGUCCUCGAGAUUCAGAUAUGAUCAAAAAGACUAUCAUCCUACCUACCCAAUCAAGAAUUUUUGGGUGAACAGUCGUCAUAUAUAUAUGAUUCUAAAAGGUUCUAUAAAACAAGCACAAAUGUGAAAAACAGACAUACCUAACUAGAUUGCUAUUCCAUCUCUUAUUUUGUGUUUUAGUUUAUAUAUACAUACGUCACUAUUGUUAGUUACUAUCUAAAUAAAUAAUUUUAUAAUUACGAUUUUCUGCUAGUGUUCCAAAAUAGUUGCAUGUAAUCUGAGAUAGCAUUAAUUAGUAUAUGUCAAAGAGCAUAUAUAUCCAAUAUUGCAGAUUUAUAAACAUAAUUUUGAGAUAUACGAAUAGGUUAAGAUUUAAAAGGACGGUUGGGCUAUUAUCAGCCUUAUCAAAUUUAAGUGGAUUCGCAGAAAAGCCCAUUUAUUGAAGAGAUACGUUUCCCAAAAAGGUUGUAUUUGUAAUGGACCGAAUGAUAUACAGCAGCAACAAAAUAUAAUUUUGUAGCCCAAAUAUUUCUUUUAGAAUUGUUAAAAAGUAAUGGCACUAGCUUCAUUUAGUUCUUAUAAUUACUAGAUUCUUUCAUGCUUCAAAUUUAUUAAUUUACAAAAUUUUCCACUAUAUUUACAAUAUUACUAAUUGUUUAUAUAACAUUUUUUAAAGUUGAAACUUAAAGCAUCAAGAAAAAACUCAAAGAUCAUUAACGGCGAGCAUCAUUAGUGACAAAUAAAUAUUUUAAUUAAAAUGUAAAAUAUAAAAGAUUAAAUUAAUCUAAAUAACAUUAAUCCCAAUAACAAUAAUUUUAACAUUUCAUUUGUGAAAAACUUAAAGCAUCAUUUUAAAAUACAGAGAGAUAGUAUAUAUCAACAAUAUUAGAGACAUAACUCUCACAUCGGGUAUCGAAAGAUGAUGUCUUGAGAUUUUACAUGAUUUACUUGCCAUUUUCAUACUCAUUUGAAUCACUUAGAAUGCAUUUAGAGUCAAAUUUGGUGCAUAGCAUAUGCAUGUGUGGUAUUGUAGGUUUGGUGAGGCUAAGUUGGAGAUAUGAAGGUUUGGACAAGAAAAAUGGACUUGAUGGAAUUGAGUAGAUGAGAUGGAGUGAAGCUGAUGCGGCGCGGACAUGAACUGCGGUCUCAAACCGUCCGCAAUAUGAUCCGAGAGACCCAGCCCGUGGGGACAAACCGCGGCCUAGCUUCGCGGCCUUAAGCUGUCCGCGGUGAUGGACGCGCCAAGCGACGCGGACGACGGGCGCGGGUCAAGCCAAGCCGCGGAAUUUGACCAGAGGCAUCAUGUUCUGAAGCGUGUACUGCGGCCGUGUAACGCGGCUGGGAGCCGUCCGCGGUGAAGGACGCGGGCGUGUACCGCGGACUGAGGCCAUCCGCGGCCGAUGCCGAAACUGACUUGACCACUUGUUUUUCGGGUCAAACCCGGGCUUGUCGGGUUGACCCGGUUCGAGUUUUAAACACUAUAAGCACCUUCAAGACCUAUUCUGAGGAUCUAUCUUGUUUUUCCAGAAAAAGAACACAAAAACUCUACCAAGAGAAAAGCUUGAAUCUUUAGUAUCUUUUCUUCUUAUUUUCUUGUAUUUGUUUGAUUGAUCACCAAUCAUGAUUAACACCAAAUCAUCUUUGAUUCUUGGGUUUAUCAUGAAGAGUAGUGAGUAGUUACCUUUGGAUUCAUGGGUUAAGGAAGAUUAGAGUGAUUAAGUGUAGAUCUAGGGUGUUUUGUUGUAGAUCCUUCUUAUUCUUUGCUAGUAGAGUGAUCUAAAUGCUAUUUUAGAGUUGGCCUCUCUAAAGUUGAGCUCUAGACAUUUCAUACCUGAAAAGUGUUGAUGAAAUGUCUGAUCCAACUCUCCUAAGCUUUUAACACUCUUUACCAAAGAGAUUUGUUGUUAAAGGUGUUAAAAUGGCUAUUAGACUUGAUUUUAAUGAUUGCUUAGAUGAUAUUCAACCAAAGAGAUUUGAUGCUUGAGUUAUCUUGGUGAAUGAACAUCCAUCUAGAGAUAGAGUUUGUUUAGGAGUGUAUCUAAGCCUAAGGUUGAUAGAUUGAUUGAAAGGUACCACCUUUAGAUUGAAACUUGAUCACCCAAGGUCAUUUCCCUUAGCCCAUGGGUUCUCCCAUCUCAUAAAACAAAAGAAAGUUUGUUCUUAUUUGCAUUUUAGUAGUAUUUUAGUCCAAAAACAUCUUAUCACUUGAUUGCACUUAGAUUAAGUAUGAACUUGUAUUCUCUUUGAUUCAAAAUGCUUAGAAAUGGAUUGACAUCUUAAGUACUACUUUGAUUUGAAACAUUGGACCCGAGAAAAGUCCAUUUCAAACUUGGCGCCGUUGCCAAUUCUAAGUUGUUUUGACAUUGAGAUUUGGUCCUUACUUGAGACUAAGUCUUACUUUUAUAAUAUCUAGUUACUGAUACUCUAUCCUAGUCGUUUCAUAUCUCAGGUGCAUGAACUUGAGGAGCAGAGGCCCAACAAACCUAGUUCCACCAGUUGAAGACAUUAAAGCACUUGAGAGGCAGAUUGCAAGGAGAAGAAGAGAAGAAGAGCAAGAGACUCACCUAGACAGAUUGGGAUUUGUGAUGGAACAACGUCAGAAUCAGCCUCAAGAAGGAGAGGCCAUUGGCCAAGGAGCUGCAAACCUUCGGCCACAACACCCACAGCGACAAACUAGAGCCAUUGGCACCUAUGAUCAGCCUAAUAUCCAUGGGAACAGGAUGGGCAUUAGAGCACCAGCUGUGGAGAACAACAACUUUGAGAUCAAAUCUGGUUUGAUCAACAUGAUAGAGAACAACAAGUUUCAUGGUCUUGCUUUGGAAGAUCCACUUGAUCAUUUGGACAGAUUUGACAAGUAUUGUGGUUUGUCCAAAACCAAUGGUGUUUCUGAAGAUGCUUUCAAGCUACGAUUAUUUCCAUUCUCCUUGGGAGACAAAGCCCACACAUGGGAGAAGAACAUUUCAAGUGACUCUAUCACCACUUGGGAUGAAUGUAAGAAAGCUUUCCUCACCAAGUUCUUCUCUACUUCAAGGACUGCCAAGCUAAGGAAUGAAAUAUCUGGAUUUCAACAAAAGAAUCUUGAAAUCUUUGGGGAAGCAUAUGAGAGGUUCAGAAGCUACUUAAACAGAUGUCCGCACCAUGGCUUCACCAAAGAGAGCCUGCUUAGUACUUUCUACAGAGGUGUCCUACCAAAGUAUAGAAGCCGGCUUGAUACCGCCAGCAAUGGAUUCUUCCUAGGACGAAAUGAAACAGAGGCCGAGGAACUUGUAGAGAACAUGGUUCAGAGUGAUUCAGUCUACAAUGAUGAGCAUGAUAGGAGCAACAGAGGCAGUGGGGGUGAUGACUCCAACACAAAGAGAGAGUUGAAGGCUUUACAAGACAAGAUGGAUCUACUUCUUAUGGACAGAGCCAAACAAGAGAAAGUGAACUAUGUUGGUGACCAGAAACAAGAAGAGGUAGCUAUUCUUACUGAAGUUGAUGGUCUAGAAGGUCAAGAAGAGUUGUGCUUUGUAAAUGCUAAUGGAACAUGGUACAAAAAGGAACCUAACUUUCAGUACAACAACUAUCAACAAAAGCCCUUCUACAAUAACAACCAACAAGGUGGUUACCAAGCUAGACAAAACUACUCUCAAGGUUUCGCCCCUAAAGGAAAUCAGUCUACACAAGGACAAGCCGGAUCCUCUACAUCUGCCCCACAAGAAAGUAGCACUGAACAAAUGUUGAAACAAAUAUUGGAAUCUCAAACUAGAAGUGAGAAGCACAUUGGGUAUGAGCUAAAAAACCUUCAUAACAAAGUUGAUGGAGGCUACAAUGAUCUCAACAACAAAUUCUCAAAUCUUGCUUCCAACUUCAAAGCUUUGGAGAACCAGUUUGCCUCUAUGAGUAGUAACUCCAAACGUCCUAUGGGAUCACUUCCCGGAACUUCCGAGCAGAACCCCAAGGAGACAAUGAAAUCCAUAACCCUAAGGAGUGGUAAACAAUUGCCUCCUAGAACUCUCAUUAGGGAUAAUGAGAACCAAGACGGGGAGGUGGUCAUCAAUGUGGAUGAUGAUGUGGUUAUUGUUGAUGAGAAAACCAAUGAAGAGAUCUUAGAGAAGAUAGUUGAAGCUAAAGGGAAAGGAAAGAUUGGAGAAGAAAAGAAAGUUGAGAACAAAAAUGAAAUCACAACUUCAUCAAAAGAAGCUCUGUUCAUUCCUCCGCCAUAUGAAGCAAAACUUUCCUUUCCUGGUAGAUUCAAGAGGCAACUUUUGGAGCAAUACAAGGCCUUGUUUGAAAAGCAAAUGAGUGAAGUUCAGAUUACCAUGCCCAUUAUUGACGCCUUCAUGCUAGUGCCUCAAUACAGCAAGUUCCUCAAGGAUGCUGUCACCAAGAAGAAGAAAGAGAUGGAAGGGAUGGUAGUUCUCACCCAUGAAUGCAGUGACAUUAUACAACGGUUAACCAUCCCCAAGAAGCUUGAAGAUCCAGGCAGUUUCACACUACCUUGUGCCAUUGGGCAAUUGACUUUUCAGAAGUGUCUAUGUGAUUUGGGAGCAAGUGUGAGCCUUAUGCCUCUCUCCAUUGCUAAAAGGCUUGGGUUUACACAAUACAAGAAGUGUAGACUCUCUCUUGUGCUAGCCGACCGCUCAGUGAAGAUUCCCAUUGGUAUCCUAGAAGAUCUCCCUGUUAUGGUUGGGAAUUGUGAGAUUCCUACAUACUUUGUUGUCUUGGAAAUGGAUGAAGAACCAACAGAUCCUUUGAUAUUGGGGAGACCUUUCUUGGCUACCGCAGGAGCUGUUGUGAACGUUAAGGAAGGGAAGAUUGAUCUUCAUCUUGGAAAAGGGGACAUCAUGCAUUUUGAUAUCAAGGAGGUGAUGAAAAAGCCCACUACCCAAAACCAAGCAUUCUACAUUGAAGAGAUGGAAGCUCUAGCUGAAGAGUAUUUGGAGGAAUUAGCUAUUGAAGACCCUCUUCAACAUGCCCUAACAGUUGAUAGAGAAACUCAAUUGAUCGAAGAUGAGGAGAGUGCAAGGUAUGUGAAGAUGCUAGACUGCCACAGGGAGAAAAGUGGAGAAGACAACUUCAUAGAGCUUCCACAAGAAAUUCAUCAUGCUGCCUCAGUUGAUCAACAAGAGGACCUCCAAGAAGAUGAUUGGACUGAGCUGAAGGCCCCAAAAGUGGAGAUUAAACCUCUCCCCCUUGGUCUAAGGUAUGCAUUUCUUGGACCUAAUGAAACAUAUCCUGUCAUUGUGAGUAGUGAACUGAGUGAAGACGAAUUGUCUAAACUUUUGAAUGAACUUAAAAAGUAUAGAAAGGCAAUAGGCUACUCGCUAGAUGACAUUAAAGGAAUAUCACCUUCUUUGUGCAUGCAUAGGAUACAUCUAGAGGAUGAAUCUAUGACUUCUAUUGAACAUCAAAGAAGGUUGAACCCCAACUUGAAAGAUGUUGUUAAAAAAGAGAUUUUAAAACUCCUAGACGCAGGUGUAAUCUAUCCUAUUUCAGAUAGUAAAUGGGUGUCUCGUAUUCAUGUUGUCCCAAAAAAGGGUGGAAUAACUGUGGUUAAAAAUGAUGUGAAUGAACUAAUUCCAACAAGGACAAUAACGGGACAUAGGAUGUGCAUAGAUUACAGAAAACUCAACUCAGCAUCUAGAAAGGAUCAUUUUCCAUUGCCAUUCAUCGAUCAAAUGCUAGAGAGACUUGCAAAUCAUCCAUAUUAUUGUUUUCUUGAUGGGUAUUCGGGAUUCUUCCAAAUCCCCAUACAUCCAAAUGAUCAAGAGAAAACGACUUUCACAUGCCCUUAUGGUACCUUUGCUUAUCGAAGGAUGCCAUUUGGGCUAUGUAAUGCUCCAGCCACCUUCCAAAGGUGCAUGAUGUCUAUUUUCUCUGAUCUCAUAGAGGAUGUCGUGGAGGUGUUCAUGGAUGACUUCUCUGUCUACGGAUCUUCGUUUUCUGCUUGUUUGUCGAAUCUGUGCAGGGUCCUAAAGAGAUGUGAGGACACCAACCUUGUGCUGAACUGGGAGAAGUGUCACUUCAUGGUUAAAGAAGGGAUUGUGCUAGGACACAAGAUUUCAGAGAGGGGGAUUGAGGUAGACAAGGCCAAGAUCGAAGUAAUGGUUGCAUUAGCCCCACCAAAGACAGUUAAAGACAUUAGAAGCUUCCUUGGUCAUGCUGGAUUCUAUAGAAGAUUCAUCCAAGACUUCUCAAUGAUAGCAAGGCCAAUGACUAAGCUUUUAUGCAAAGAAGCUGCAUUCAACUUUGAUCGGGAGUGUCUAGAAGCAUUCAAGAAGUUGAAGGGUAAACUGAUUAGUGCCCCCGUUGUGCGACCACCAGAUUGGGAUCUCCCCUUUGAGAUCAUGUGCAAUGCUAGUGAUUAUGCUGUGGGAGCUGUCCUUGGUCAGAAGAAAGACAAGAAGACUCAUGUGAUCUACUAUGCAAGUAGAACCCUUGAUGAAGCUCAAAUGAAGUAUGCCACAACUGAGAAUGAGUUGCUAGCCAUUGUCUAUGCCUUUGAGAAGUUUAGAAGCUACUUGGUUGGGUCAAAGGUCAUCGUAUACACUGAUCACGCUGCGUUGAGACACCUUUUGGCCAAGAAGGAUGCUAAGCCAAGACUGUUAAGGUGGAUCCUGCUGCUACAAGAGUUUGAUCUUGAGAUAAAAGACCGGCCAGGGGUUGAAAAUGGUGUAGCUGACGACUUGUCUAGACUAAAGAUUGAGUGUGGGAUCCCCAUUGAUGAAGGGCUUCCAGAAGAACAGAUCAUGGCAAUUAGAGUAGUGGUAGCAGCUUGUGAAUCCGGAAAGAAGCUUGAAGAGGUGAAGGCAACUGAAGAGAAAGAUCCUUGGUAUGCCGAUUUGGUGAACUACUUAGCCUGUGGAAGAGAGCCAUUGGGUCUUGAGGGAUAUGCCAAGAAGAAGUUCUACAAAGACGUGAAGAGAUACUAUUGGGAUGAGCCUUACCUCUACAUACUUUGUAGGGAUCAACUAUAUAGAAGAGUAGUAGCUGGAGAAGAAAUCGAUGGGAUCCUUACGCACUGUCAUGGGUCAUCCUAUGGAGGUCACUUCGCCACUUUCAAAACUGUUGCAAAAGUGCUACAAGCUGGGUUUUGGUGGCCUCAUAUGUUCAAAGACACUCAAGACUUUGUAUCGAAGACUGCUUACAAGACCCUUUUGGGAACCACACCUUUCAACCUUGUGUAUGGAAAGGCUUGUCAUCUACCCGUUGAGCUUGAGUACAAGGAUUUAGAGAAAACCAAAGCUUUUCAUGACAAGAAGAUCUUGAAAAGAGAAUUCAAUGCUGGAGAUCAAGUACUCCUCUACAACUCUAGACUGAAGUUGUUUCCCGGGAAGCUCAAGUCAAGAUGGUCCGGCCCAUUCAAGAUCAAGGAAGUUAAACCAUAUGGAGCAAUUGUGUUAUCGGACAUGAAUGGUGGAGACUUCACAGUCAAUGGACAAAGAGUUAAGCUCUACAUGGGAGACACAACAGAGGAGGAACGAAUCUUGGUUCCACUCUCCGACCCCAUUCCCGCCUAA
This is a messenger RNA of Brassica napus (rape), 8485 nucleotides long. RefSeq lists its product as uncharacterized. NCBI's taxonomy places the organism in Eukaryota, Viridiplantae, Streptophyta, Magnoliopsida, Brassicales, Brassicaceae. The coding region runs from base 3437 to 8485 and encodes 1682 amino acids. The transcript is spliced from 3 exons. The record is from RefSeq and is a predicted model, not a curated record.